UGCAAUUGAUUUUUCCAAUCAAACAAACUUAGAAGGGACUCUACUCCUCACUAUCUUUUUAUUCAGAAAGAAAGGAAAAUCUUAAUAAAAUAUAUCAAACUUCCUCUCUCUCUCUCUCAUAGUUGACUGUUGAUAAGAAAAGGACAAUUUAUUUUUUUGCCUACAUACCCCACUCUUGUUAUAAAAGACAGUAACCUUUCUGGAGAUCACUCUCUUAUUUUUGUGUAUUAGUGCGUGGAGAGAGAUAGUUACAGAAAGAAAUCGUCAUGGCUCAUAAUAUUCAUAGAUACGCUAAGUGCCAAACUCGGUCACGUGUUUGGCCCUUCAAGACGGCGGGGACGAGGGAAAAGAGGGGCCCACAAAGGCGCGUGCGUGACGUCAGUGCACAGACGGACAAGUAUUACGUUGACGUCAACGGAGUGAAGCAAUUCCGAAACGACGCCGCUCCGGCUUCAAAGCAGCCUAAGCCCGUUGAUGAGGAUCUCUACAAGAUUCCUCCUGAGCUUAUACAUUCUUCAAGAAGGAAGAGAAUGCCUGGCUUUUUAGCAUGUUUGGUUCCAUGUGCGUGAAAAAAAAGAAGAGAAGAAGAGGAAAAAGUAGGAGUUUCUUAUGAAUGAAUAAUGUAAUUUGUUUUUUUUUUUGUUUGAUUUCAUUUAAUAUACACAUAUGAUAUAAAUAUAUAUACGUGGCUUUGGCAAAAAGAACAAAGGAGCAUACUAAUGGUUUAUAGAAAAAGAGGAACAGAGUAAUAGCGUAGUUGUCCUUUUGCUUCUCGGUAAAGGAUUAUCAGUUUCGUAGUGCUCUUAUUACAUUUCUACUUUCUAAUUUUUUUUUUGUCACGUCACGUAUGUUCUAAACAUUUUGUGUGUGUGUGUUACUUUUAAGAGAUUGUUUUUAAUGGAGAGUGCAUCUUUCUUUGUUGAGAUAAUCUUAAUUAUAAGUUUUAUUCUGCACUGCAAAUUCAAC
Thlaspi arvense is the source of this 966-nucleotide messenger RNA. The record is from the annotation of a GenBank genome assembly. NCBI's taxonomy places the organism in Eukaryota, Viridiplantae, Streptophyta, Magnoliopsida, Brassicales, Brassicaceae.